AUGGGAUUCAAAGAGGAGCUCUCGUUCGCACCAGGCUACAGCGGCUUUAUCCCUACUUUGGGCGAGUCGUUCGGGCACACAUUUGGAAUAGCCACCAAACAAAUCCUCGACGAAAACCUCUCGCUAAAGCAAGGACGUAUUCAAAAGGAACGAGAAGCUGCCAAAGCAGCUAGACGAGCCGCUGCCAAACAGCCAGAACAUAAUGUCGUUUGGGGUCAGGAAAAGACUUGGGCGACUGGUGAUGAUCGAUUCAGUUUCCCACCUGUUCCUGGAUACACCGGCUACAUCCCCCGUUCCAAAGAACAUUUCGGACACUCGUACGUUCAAACAACCUCCGAAUCCCUCUCAGAAUUCCAAGGAAUGAUGGCCCGCAAGAACGAGCUCCCACCUCGUGUUAAAGCCGUGAAAAACGCUCAUCAGCCCUUGAUUCCCGAACCAACAUACGAAGGUGAUCAACGACCACACUUGUUUCAAUACACUAGCUAUGCCGGUAGUCCAUCGCCAUCUAGACUGCCUGGUCGUGAUGCACCAAGAACCUUCCCGUCUGGAUAUACGGGUUUUGUACCCCGCAAGCAGAAUAUUUUUGGAGAGAGUUACAGUGCUAGUGUCAAGAAGGCUAUUGAUGAGUUUACGGCGCCUAAGCAGGCUGUUGAAGAUCGUACGAGACAUGAAAAGGCGUUGAUUCACAAGCAGCCUAUUCCUGGCUUCACUGGCUUCAUACCAUCUGCAUCACGAACUAUUGCACAGACUUUUGGAAGAACAACUUUGAUUGCAUACGAUUCCUUCAACAACCGUGAUGAAAGAGGCAAGCCAGCACCAAGCCAAGACGAUGUUCCUAUUGCCAAAAAAUUGAAGGAUCAACGACCAAUCCCUGGUUACCGUGGCCAUAUUCCUGGCAAGCAAGAUUUGUAG
Molecule: messenger RNA, 912 nt
Organism: Synchytrium microbalum
Lineage: Eukaryota; Fungi; Chytridiomycota; Chytridiomycetes; Synchytriales; Synchytriaceae
Exons: 3
Coding region: 1-912 (303 amino acids)
Source: RefSeq, a predicted model, not a curated record